Dentiscutata heterogama is the source of this 134-nucleotide messenger RNA. NCBI's taxonomy places the organism in Eukaryota, Fungi, Glomeromycota, Glomeromycetes, Diversisporales, Gigasporaceae. The record is from the annotation of a GenBank genome assembly.
CCUUUCGAGAGGCUUUUCGUGAAAUUUCGGAUGAUUCAACUGUCCUAAAUAUUUUCAAUACAACAUGCUCUAAAUUCGAGUUCAUUAAUCCUGCUUGGUACACAUCUGCAAACGCUCCACUGCCAAUUCUUUAA